AUGGUCAACAUCAGAGAAUACUAUGAAAAAGAUGGCCAGGAGCUUCCGGGGAAGAAGGGGAUUUCGCUGCCCAUGGAUCAAUUCAGUUCCCUUAUCCGCCAUUUACCUGAAAUCGAGGAAGUCCUCUUACAGAAAGGAGAGUCCGUUCCUCGACCUAGUUAUGUCGAGGUCAAUAGUGAACAUGACAAGAAGGAAAUUGGAGCUGGGGAUGCCAAAAAUACUGGUUCGACCAUUGGGAAAAAGAAUAUUGAGGCUACGAGUGAGGAAGAUGAGGGGGAAAGUUGA
Molecule: messenger RNA, 285 nt
Organism: Rasamsonia emersonii CBS 393.64
Lineage: Eukaryota; Fungi; Ascomycota; Eurotiomycetes; Eurotiales; Trichocomaceae
Exons: 2
Coding region: 1-285 (94 amino acids)
Biological process (GO): positive regulation of transcription initiation by RNA polymerase II
Molecular function (GO): transcription coactivator activity; DNA binding
Source: RefSeq, a predicted model, not a curated record